UCCACUCCUUUCUCUCCACCUUUUUAAACCCCCCACCCCCUCUACCAUUCUCUUCAUGACAUACCACGCCUCACACACACAAUAACACACACCACUCCUCUCUCCCUCCCUCUCUCUCUCUCUCUCAUGGGGGCUCAACGCCAUUUCCAACCAAUAUUGAAAUGCAGCUCCGACGGUCGAGCCAAUCAGACAGUGGCGGCAGACUUAGAUGGCACGCUUCUUGUGUCCCGAAGCGCUUUUCCCUACUUCAUGCUUGUGGCACUUGAAGCUGGUAGCCUUGUGAGGGCAAUCCUCCUCCUAGCAUCGGUUCCACUAGUGUAUUUCAUUUACUUGUUCAUUUCGGAGUCGCUAGCCAUUAAAAUCUUUAUCUAUAUGGCUUUUGCGGGACUCAAAGUUAGAGAGAUUGAGCUUGUUUCGAGGUCAGUCUUGCCCAAGUUCUAUGCUGAGGAUGUGCACCCCGAGAGUUGGAGAGUGUUUAAUUCCUUUGGGAAGAGGUAUAUCAUUACUGCCAAUCCUAGAAUUAUGGUGGAACCCUUUGUGAAGACCUAUAUGGGUGCCGAUAAGGUUCUUGGGACCGAGUUGGAAGUAUCGAACUCCGGAAGGGCGACUGGGUUUGUGAAGAAACCAGGAGUUUUGGUUGGGGAACAUAAGAAAGCGGCAGUGCAGCAAGAAUUUGGCAUGAAUUUGCCAGAUGUGGGCCUGGGAGAUAGAGAUACGGAUCAUGAUUUCAUGUCCUUAUGCAAGGAAGGAUACAUGGUGCCAAGGACAAAAUGUGAGCCACUACCAAGGAACAAGCUUCUGAGUCCAGUCAUUUUUCACGAGGGACGUUUGGUUCAGAGACCCACCCCUGUGGCUGCCCUGUUGACUUUCUUAUGGAUGCCAAUUGGGAUCAUUCUCUCCAUCCUUAGGGUCUACCUCAACAUUCCCUUGCCAGAGCGUAUUGUGAGGUACAAUUACAAGAUCCUGGGAAUAAAGCUUAUUGUUAAGGGUACACCUCCUCCCCCGCCAAAGGGAGGCCAAAGUGGAGUCCUCUUCGUUUGCAACCAUAGGACAGUUUUGGACCCCGUGGUCACGGCUGUGGCUUUAGGCAGAAAAAUCAGCUGUGUCACUUACAGUAUUAGCAAAUUCUCCGAGCUAAUUUCUCCAAUCAAAGCCGUUGCACUAUCCAGGGAGAGAGAAAAGGAUGCAGCAAAUAUCAAGCGCUUACUUGAAGAAGGUGAUUUAGUAAUUUGUCCGGAGGGAACUACAUGUAGAGAGCCAUUUCUGUUGAGAUUUAGCGCCCUUUUUGCUGAGCUCACUGAUAGAAUUGUGCCUGUUGCCAUUAAUACCAAGCAGAGCGUGUUUUAUGGCACGUCAGCCCGGGGUUAUAAGUUGUUGGAUCCUUACUUCGUGUUCAUGAAUCCAAUGCCCACCUACGAGAUCACCUUCUUGAAUCAGCUGCCCGCCGAGCUCACUUGCAAAGGUGGGAAAUCCCCAAUCGAAGUUGCAAAUUACAUCCAGAGGGUGCUGGCUGGAACCCUUGGCUUUGAGUGCACUAACUUGACCAGGAAGGACAAAUACGCCAUACUUGCCGGAACAGACGGCAGUGUUCCGUUCAAGAAGGAAAAGGAAAAGGAAAAGGCUUGAGAACUCAAAGUGAUUCAAAGUAAAUUAAUUAGUCUCAUGAUUUUCUAUUGUUUUACAUAUAUUAUAUGCCGGAAUCAUUAUCAUGACAAUGAACUCCGAUUGUGAUGAUAAUAAAUUGUUGUGAUUAUAAAAAUAAUAGUUUCUUAUAUUGUCAUGGAGACAAGUCAA
Molecule: messenger RNA, 1794 nt
Organism: Vitis riparia (riverbank grape)
Lineage: Eukaryota; Viridiplantae; Streptophyta; Magnoliopsida; Vitales; Vitaceae
Product: glycerol-3-phosphate 2-O-acyltransferase 6
Exons: 2
Coding region: 127-1626 (499 amino acids)
Biological process (GO): cutin biosynthetic process
Cellular component (GO): membrane
Molecular function (GO): phosphatase activity; glycerol-3-phosphate 2-O-acyltransferase activity
Source: RefSeq, a predicted model, not a curated record